GUCCUUGGUCGAAACACAAUAAUAGCAGAACAAUGUUAAGCGUUUUGAGUAUUAUUGCUGCCUUAGUGGCCGUCAUUAGUGCCGCACCAGUUAAUGAGACGAGCAAUGCAAAUUACAAUGUGGUUUGUUACUGGGGUUCGUGGUCAUUUUACAGGCAAUCAAACGGAAAGUUUGAACCGGAAAUGUCAAACCCUCUGCUGUGCACUCAUUUGAUGUACGGUUUUGCUAAAUUGGGCGCAAACAACGAGAUCGCUGUGUUUGAGCCCGAUUUGGACCUUGGUGACACCGAUUAUAGAAGUGGCCUACCAUGGGGCCGAGGCAUGUAUCGGCGCAUUGAGCACUUGCGGGACGUGAAUAAAAACAUGAAGGCCUUGAUAUCGAUCGGGGGCUGGAAUGAGGGCUCAACCAAGUACUCAAAAAUGGCAGCCAAUCCCGGAGCC
Messenger RNA from Medioppia subpectinata, 440 nucleotides. The record is from the annotation of a GenBank genome assembly. NCBI's taxonomy places the organism in Eukaryota, Metazoa, Arthropoda, Arachnida, Sarcoptiformes, Oppiidae.